AUGGCGGCCAAUUUCUGGCAGUCCUCUCACAGGUGCGACGUCCUCAUCUCCCUUCCUGUCUCUCUUCCUUCUCCCUCCUUCCCUCUCCCUCUUUCCCUCUCCCUCUUUCCCUCUCCCUCUUUCCCUCUCCCUCUUUCCCUCUCCCUCUUUUCCCUCUCCCUCUUUCCCGCUCCCUCUUUCCCUCUCCCUCUUUCCCUCUCCCUCUUUCCCUCUCCCUCUUUUCCCUCUCCCUCUUUCCCGCUCCCUCUGUCCCUCUCCCUCUUUCCCGCUCCCUCUUUCCCUCUCCCUCUUUCCCUCUCCCUCUUUCCCUCUCCCUCUUUCCCUCUCCCUCUUUCCCUCUCCCUCUUUCCCUCUCCCUCUUUCCCUCUCCCUCUUUCCCUCUCCCUCUUUCCUCUCUCUCCGCACCCCCUUUUCUCCUCCCCACCCCCCACCCACCGUCAAUUGCACGCGCCUGCUGCAGCCUGCGCUGCUGGCUCCCCUGCUCCUUUCCGCGACCCUUCCUUCGCCCCCGUUUCCCCGUUUCCCCUCACGCUUUCCCCGUUUUCCUCCCCACGCAACUCUUUGCCCCUCUCCCCACCUCUUCCUCCUUCUCGCCCCACGCUUGUCCCUCCAACCCCGCACCUCCCUCGCCCUCACCCCCCCUCUCUCCCAACAACAAACUACUAUAGCCACUAUAGUAGCUUGCUGUGUUGCGCACCACCACUGCGCCGUGCAGUGGCGCGGUUGCUCAAUCGCCCCCGCCUCCCUUCCCCCCCCUUCCCCUUCCCCUUCUCCUUCCCCUUCCCCUCCCCCCACCAUCCCCCCCGCAAGCGGCUAUUGGACCCGGGAGCAGUCAAGCAGCUACUGGACCCAGGCGCAGUGGCGCGCUUGCUGCAUGCGGAGGACGACCGCAUGGGCCUCUCGCCCUCUGACGUGCGCCUGGUCAAGCUGCACAUGUGUGACCACCUGGCAGUCUUGGCUCACCGCCUCAACCUCCGCCAGAGGGUUGUGGCCACCGCCAUCGCCUACUUCCGCCGCGUCUAUGUCAAGAAGUCGUUCGCGGAGGUGGAUCCGCGCCUGGCAGCACCGGCAGCGCUGUACGUGGCAGCCAAGGCGGAGGAGUGCACCGUGCAGGCUGUGAAGCUGGUGCACCGCAUGAAGAGCCACGCGUGCAUGUGCGGGCAUGGCGCCAUGGGCUACGAGGUGAAGGACAUACUAGCCAUGGAGAUGCGGCUGCUGCAAGCCCUCUCCUUCAACCUUAUCGUCUUCCACCCCUAUCGUCCCCUCACCACGUACUUGGAUGACGUCAGCAGAGCUCUCAACUUCUCUGCAAAUGUGAAGGAGGAAUUUGCACAGAUGGCCUGGUCAAUGGUGAACGACUCAUUCAAGACGGACCUGUCGCUGUGCCACCCGCCGUUCAUCAUCGCCCUGGCAUGCAUCCACCUCGUUGCUCUCAUGCGCCACCUGCCCCUCCUGCCGUGGCUUGAGGGCCUGCGCGUCGACAUGCACCGGGGGCUUGGGCUUAUGAUCAUGCAUGGUGCAUUGCAUUGGAUUGCCCUCAUGCGCGUUUGUUCAUACACUGGGCAUGGUGUGGAGGUGCAUGGUGUGAAAGGCACGGUUGAGGUGAGCAGCAGGGCUAUCACCAGUGGUGUUGCAGUGCCGUCAUCGCUCUUGGACCCCAUCAUCCCUCCACCUCUUGCCCUCAUCGCCUCCUCCGCCCAUCACCCCUCCAGUGUCAACAGCUCUCUUGGACCUGUACGAGGAGUUCUCACCACCCCCUUUCCCUUGUCACAUCAACCUCUCACCUGUCACCCCCUCCCCUCCUCACCCACCACGCAGGUGAGGGCAGUGUCAACAGCGCUCUUGGACCUGUAUGAGGAGUUCUCAUCGCUCACAGAGGAUCAGAUCUCAGCUGCGGUCGGCAAACUGCCCAUGCGCCUGCCCUAG
Molecule: messenger RNA, 1926 nt
Organism: Closterium sp. Naga37s-1
Lineage: Eukaryota; Viridiplantae; Streptophyta; Zygnematophyceae; Desmidiales; Closteriaceae
Source: the annotation of a GenBank genome assembly